CACAUCACCUGCCACAAUGUCAAAGAAGUGAGUGACACUGGAGCCAUCUGCUUGCAGCUCAACGAGUCCAACACUUGUAAACACUUUUUAGAGAGGAAAGGAUUGGAUUUAUGGAGAGCAAUCUGUGAAGAGAGCACCCACCCCGUUCCCUCCCCAUGCCAGAUCAAACUGGCUAAAUCCGAGGUGGAUCAGGACUGUAUGCUCCUCAUCCUCGUGGGAGAGAGAGAUCCUGCUCCAGAUAUGCUCCAGAAGUCUCAUUGGGAAAAGUUUGGAAUAAAAUCCCUUAAACAAGGGAGCGUGAGGAACCACCAGGACUUUUCACAGAAGACUCUGAUUGCUUUGGUCACAUCUGGACUCUUGCUGGCCUUCCUGGGCCUGGCUGGGUAUUACCUGAUGAGGCGACGGAGCUGGAGCCCCACGGGAGAGAGGCUGGCUGAAGACCCAUAUUACACGGAAAACGGCAGCCAGGGGAACACGAUGCUGAUGACACCAUCCCAGGAGCCAGCAGAGCUGCAGGAGAAGCCAAACCUCAACGGUGGGACACAGGAGAAUGGGACUGGCCAAACCUCCUCCAAAAAUGGGCACUCAGCCAGGCAGCACAGCCCUGCUGACACCGAGAUGUGA
Acanthisitta chloris (rifleman) is the source of this 624-nucleotide messenger RNA. It is a transcript of the gene CD34, whose product is annotated as CD34 molecule. Gene Ontology annotation, cellular component: membrane. The transcript is spliced from 5 exons. Lineage: Eukaryota; Metazoa; Chordata; Aves; Passeriformes; Acanthisittidae. The record is from RefSeq and is a predicted model, not a curated record. The annotation marks the transcript as partial. Gene Ontology annotation, biological process: cell-matrix adhesion.